Messenger RNA from Microdochium trichocladiopsis, 1011 nucleotides. RefSeq lists its product as uncharacterized. The record is from RefSeq and is a predicted model, not a curated record. Gene Ontology annotation, biological process: cytoplasmic translation. The annotation marks the transcript as partial. NCBI's taxonomy places the organism in Eukaryota, Fungi, Ascomycota, Sordariomycetes, Xylariales, Microdochiaceae. Gene Ontology annotation, molecular function: mRNA binding; metal ion binding. The transcript is spliced from 2 exons. Gene Ontology annotation, cellular component: cytosol.
AUGGCGCCCAAGGGACGGAAUGAAGAGCCCAAGAAGAAGAGAGAUGUCAACAAGCUGGUGGACGACAAGACCUUUGGCAUGAAGAAUAAGAAAGGUGGUGCAGCACAGAGACAGAUCAAGCAAAUCGCUGCGUCAGCCAAGAACGGAGGAAGUGCGGAGGAAAAGAAGAAGCAGGCCGAGAAGGAGGCACGCGAGCGCGAGAAGAAGGCGGCAGAGGAUGCAAAGCGGGAGGCGGAGGCUCUUCUCAACAAGCCCGCUCAGAUCCAGAAGGUCCCUUUUGGUGUGGAUCCAAAGACUGUCGUGUGCAUUUUCUUCAAGAAGGGCAAUUGUGAGAAGGGCAAGAAGUGCAAGUUUGCCCACGAUUUGUCUCUAGAUCGUAAGGUCGAGAAGAUCAACCUCUAUGCGGACGCCCGCGCAGAGGAGGAAGAGAAGAAAAAGGAGACAUCAGAAGAUUGGGACGAGGAAAAGCUGCGGAAGGUCGUGCUUUCAAAGAAGGGCAACCAGCAAACGACGACCGACAAGGUGUGCAAGUACUUCAUCGAAGCCAUCGAGGACGGCAAGUACGGCUGGUUCUGGACCUGCCCGAACGGAGGCAACGAGUGCAAAUACCGUCACGCACUUCCACCUGGAUUCGUGCUGAAGACAAAAGAACAGCGCGCGGCAGAGAAGGCUCUUCUGGACAAGUCACCUCUGAAGACUCUCACACUAGAAGACUUUUUGGAGACGGAACGGCACAAGCUUACAGGCACAUUGACACCGGUAACAGUGGAGUCUUUUGCCGCAUGGAAGCAGCAGCGACUGGACAAGAAGGCUGCCGAGGAGCAAGCCCGCCAAGCGAAGGAGGCUACUGGUCGUGCGCUGUUCGAAAGUGGCAACUGGCGCUUUACCGAGGAUGACGCUGAUUCUGAUGAGGACGAUGAAGAUGACGCCUGGAACCUCGAGAAAAUGCGCAAGGAGACAGAAGCACUGCGGGAGAAGAAAGAAGCCGACCGGCUCGCAGCUGAAGCCGGA